Molecule: messenger RNA, 2769 nt
Organism: Salarias fasciatus (jewelled blenny)
Lineage: Eukaryota; Metazoa; Chordata; Actinopteri; Blenniiformes; Blenniidae
Gene: tex264a
Product: testis expressed 264, ER-phagy receptor a
Exons: 4
Coding region: 233-1279 (348 amino acids)
Biological process (GO): reticulophagy; protein-DNA covalent cross-linking repair
Cellular component (GO): autophagosome membrane; replication fork; endoplasmic reticulum membrane
Source: RefSeq, a predicted model, not a curated record
ACUGUUUGGGGAAAUACCGUAAACAAACCGUCUCCUCUGUCUACUUUGACGAGUGUUUCGGCUUUCCUUGAAGGUGAUUCAGACCGGGAAAACCUCAUUUCGAGCUGUCCCCCGGUUGGACGUGUUGUCCGUGUAGUCGGCAGGAGCGCAGUCCCGGCGCGUGUGACCCGGAGGGAGGACGUUUGGCGCCGACACAUUUUGCAGAUCUGCAGCUGGAGCGCUCUGAAAGACCAUGUCCGAUUUAUUCCUGGUGCUCCUCAUACUCGCCCUCCUGGUGUGUCUGAUCGGGACGGUGGGGGUGUUGCUGGUGUACUCGGGGAUCCUGGCGGAGGUGGUCGUAAAGACGGGCCCCCCGCCGAUCAGAAAUGUCACCAUCGCCUAUAAGUUUAAAGAGGGACCCUACAAGGACUGUGGCGCCGCGUACACGGAGUGCUGCAGCAUCGGGCCGAAGCUCAAGUCCAUUGGUGUCUAUUACGAUGACCCGAAGCAGAGGCCGCCGGAGAAGUGCCGCUACAUAGUGGGUAGCGUCCUGUGUGAGGGUGAAGAAAAGCCAGACGAGGAGCUGCAGAAGAUGUACGAGAAGUAUGGCUUCAAGCUGUUUUCCCUGCCGGAAGUGAGCCACGCUGUGACCACCAGUUUCCCCUCCACCACCCCUCUGUCCUACGUGCUGGGACCGUACCGGGUCUACCCCAGCUUGACGUCGUAUAUCGAGGAGAGGAAGCUGUCUGCGUUCCCGUAUAUGGAGAUCUGUUCUUCAGGCGUCAUCAACUACAUGGUCCCACUGUCUCGCCAGACGGAUUUCUUUGUGCCAGAAAUGAAAGAGGAGUUGAAAACAGAUGUGAAAGAAGAGGACUCUGAUGAGGACAGAGGAACUGACAUUACAGGCGCAGAUUCCCACAGCGACGUCAGCUCAGUGAGCGGCGGCGUGCCCUGGGACAGCAGAGAGACCUCCCUGGCUGCGUCCACGGCCGCCUCCCUGGCCUCCUCCCUGCCUCUCAGAGAUGUGUUGGAUGCAAACGAAGACAUUAAGCACAAGGACCACAGCGACAGAGGCUCCAACGAGUCCAUGGGCAGCGGCUCGUCCUUUGAAGAGCUUGACAUGGAUCAGGAAGAGCAGGAGGAGGGAGAACAGAGGGAGGAGAAGGAAGACGAGAAGGAAGACGGGGAGGAAGAGGAGGAGGAGGAGGAGGAGAAAGUCCCUGAGGGUGAAGAUGGGGCUGGAGAAGCAGCUGAACUGGUGGCUGAGAAGAAGGAGUCCUCUGGGGAUGGAGAAGAGUAGGGAGGAUACUGAGGAGAUAAGGGAUGUAGCCAUGUAACACUGACGGGCUGGAGGAUUCCUUGGCUGUGCUGUUGCUGGUUAUCUGUUGUGUAAUCUUGUUGGUGGAUCUAAAGCUGUUCAUGCCAUGACAAAGAUGCUGUAUUUCUGCGCCUUUCUAAAUCUCCUUUUGAAGCCUGUACUUUUUGUUAUACUGUAAUCUCAGUUUUUAAAAAUAAUUCCUGACAGUAUGUUUAAAUCGCAGCUGCACAGAAAGGAAAAAAAAAAAUAAAAAAAUCCCACCGAGUUGAGUUUUUCUCACCACCAAGUAAGAGGCCAGCUUGAUUCAGUUCGAUAUUUCAUUCCAUUCUUGCUUAAAUCGUUAUUGUUCUGGUUGAGAUCUGGAAUGACACCUCCAGUUUAAGAUUAGCAUCAAAGAGAAUGCAGAGGCGGGGUCUACCCCAGAUCAUCAGACAGUGUGAUUUUUGCCCGUGUGUGACAGUUGAUGUUGUCCUCUGCUGUUCCUGAGGAACUCUGUGUCACGUGUUUGUGUGCGUUACCCGACUGUGGCGUCUCGAUGUAUAGUUAUGAAUGACUGAAGAUGUUCAGGAACUGCUCUUGUAAAGAUGUUGGUGGACCUACCUUAUUUUAUUAUUUACACAGAGGGAAAUUCUGAUGUCUGAGGCCAAAAAAACAAAAAAAACAAAAAAAAACCUGUUAAAAAACAAAAUCAACCAGUGGCACUGGCAGCGCCUCCACACCACCAAGACCGGGAUUUAUAAUCAAACUAAAAGAUGCAAGCUUUUCUCCGGAGACUCUAGAGUAUUUUACUGUCACUCUGCACUCAGAUAAUUGCUUUUUUUAACGUAAAAAGUAAUAUUCCCUUUCUAAAGAUGGUUGUUAAACCACUCAUUACUUCUGUUUUUCAUAUUGUAACCAAAUUCACUCGCGACCACGGACUAGCUGUGACAUGUUUGUAGGUGCUGCAACCUGCCGGCGCAUUACCAUGUUUGUGUCUUUCUGUGAGUAAUAAAAUUUUUAAAUGAAACGUUGAAUUGCGAGGAUCAGUUCUAUGGACUGUAUUAUAACUCUGUAUGUUUACCGUAGUUUCACACUAAAAAUACAAACAAUUCAGUUGGAAUUUUUCAGACACAGUGCCUCACGGUCAGGGUCAUAGGCUGCGGAAAGUCACACCUGGGAUUGAACCAGGUUUUUCUCGCUGUGAGGCCAGCUGGAAAAACUACUACGGCACCGUGUUGUCCAUUGAGGAUUCUUACACAAAAUUGUUAUAAACCACUUCUGAGUUUAUGUUUCCUGGCUGAGGAGGAGAGACUCAGCAGUCAGUUUUCAGUCAAUAAUGAAGCGAUAUACUCCUGAUAAGUUAUGAACCCCUCUCUGAAACGCCAACCGCUUUCAUGUUCUCACAAUGUAAUCAUCGGCUGCUUUGUUUGGGCAUCAAUUCAGAGGCUAAAUAGAAGACAGAUUUGAAGUGCAAAAAAAAAAAAAAGAAAAAA